Messenger RNA from Lathyrus oleraceus (garden pea), 1166 nucleotides. RefSeq names its product thioredoxin domain-containing protein 9 homolog. The record is from RefSeq and is a predicted model, not a curated record. The coding region runs from base 158 to 799 and encodes 213 amino acids. The transcript has 3 exons. NCBI's taxonomy places the organism in Eukaryota, Viridiplantae, Streptophyta, Magnoliopsida, Fabales, Fabaceae.
UGAAAGUUUAGAGAUUAGUUUGUUAUUUUAAGUUAAAUGAACUAAAUUCAAAUCUAUCCCAAACUCAAAGGAACUUUUAGACUAGACGGCGUCGUAUUAACCUUAAUUUGAAGUUGAAGUGCAAAGCGAGGGAGGGAGAGAGAUCUGAGAGUGGAAGAUGGACCGAGGAAAGAUCGAAGAGGUGAUCGAGAAACAAGUACUGACGGUUGUGCAGGCCGUCGAGGACAAGAUCGACGAAGAGAUCGCCGCCCUCGAACGCCUCGACGAUGACGAUCUCGAAGUCCUUAGGGAACGCAGGCUGCAACAAAUGAAGAAAAUGUCGGAGAAGCGUAGCCGUUGGAUCUCCCUCGGACAUGGCGAAUAUACCGAGAUUCCUUCCGAGAAAGACUUCUUCUCCAUCGUCAAGGCCAGCGAACGCGUUGUCUGUCACUUCUUCCGCGAAAAUUGGCCCUGCAAGGUUGUGGACAAGCAUUUAAGUUUGUUGGCGAAGCAGCAUAUCGAGACCCGGUUUGUGAAAAUUAAUGCUGAAAAAAGUCCAUUUUUAGCUGAGAGGCUCAAGAUCAUUGUUCUUCCUACUAUUGCCCUCAUAAAGAAUACCAAAGUGGACGAUUAUGUGGUGGGGUUUGACCAACUCGGUGGUACUGAUGACUUUAGCACAGAGGUUUUGGAAGAAAGAUUGGCUAAAGCUCAAGUCAUCUUUUUGGAGGGUGAAUCAUCAAUGAACCGUGCAAAGUCCACUGCGCAAACCAAAAGAAGUGUUCGGCAGGGCACACAUGCAGACUCAUCAGAUUCAGAGUAACUUGUAUUUUCCGAUGUUGAGUUUAUUUACUCUGCCCUCCUCCUGGAAAGGCAAGAGCCCAGAUCACUGUCUAAAUUUUGUUUCAUUAGAGCUUGUGUGUCUUUCUUAAUUAGGUUUUAUUGGAGCUUGUGUGUCUUUCUGAAUUAGGUUUUCAUUGGCCACUUGUGUGUCCUACUAAAUUAGGUUUCACUGUCCACUUGUGUGUCUUGUAAGAUUUUAUAGUAAUUUGUAGAUCUAGAUCUUCUAUCAGACUCCAGCACUUUGGUUUGGAUCAUCUUUUUUCUGAAAUAUUUUUUGACAUUAUCACCUGAUGAUUGUACCAAUGAUAUUAAUCAUUAUAACUAGUAAUAUUAAGAGUUUUGAGAUA